ACCUUUCGUUGAGAUUGUGUUCUUCCAGAAGAGUCUCACAGAAAGCCGAACACAACAGGUCCUAUGGCUUCUAGGAAUCUGCCCAUCUUACUGUUCUUCUUCUUCACCUUGUUUUCCAUGGUGUUGGGGCAAGAGGGGGUGGGGGAUUUGGGGAAGUAUCCGGUGGUUGUGAGCACGUGGCCGUUUGUCGAGGCUGUGAGAGCUGCUUGGAGGGCUGUGGAUAAAGGGUUUUCUGCGGUUGAUGCGGUGGUGGAGGGUUGUUCUGCUUGUGAGGAAUUGAGGUGUGAUGGUACAGUGGGUCCUGGUGGAAGUCCAGAUGAGAAUGGAGAAACCACAAUUGAUGCUUUGCUCAUGAAUGGGGUCACAAUGGAGGUGGGAGCUGUAGCUGCCAUGAGGUUCGUAAAAGAUGGCAUGAAAGCUGCAAGAUUGGUAAUGGAACAUACUAAACACACAUUGCUUGUUGGGGAGAAAGCCUCUGUCUUUGCCAUCUCAAUGGGCCUCCCAGGACCAAACAACCUUAGUUCAUCAGAGUCUUUAGAGAAAUGGACUAAAUGGAAAGAGAAUCACUGUCAGCCUAAUUUUAGGAAAAAUGUUAAACCUGUUGAUGGUUGUGGUCCUUACAAGCCGGAGGAUUGCUCAGGCCAUAAUGAGGAGGCAUUUUCGGGAGCUAAUGUGACAGAGUUUCUUCAAUCUAGAUCGUGUCUUGUUGGUCCUCACAACCAUGAUACUAUAUCAAUGGCAGUUAUUGAUAAAAUGGGGCAUGUUGCUGUUGGUACAUCAACCAAUGGAGCCACUUUUAAGAUACCUGGAAGGGUGGGUGAUGGACCAAUUGCAGGAUCUUCAGCAUAUGCUGAUGCUGAAGUUGGUGCAUGUGGUGCAACUGGGGAUGGUGACAUCAUGAUGCGCUUUCUUCCCUGUUAUCAAGUUGUGGAAAGCAUGAGACAAGGGAUGGAACCUAAGCUUGCUGCUAAGGAUGCAAUAGCACGAAUUGCCAGAAAAUUCCCAGAUUUUGUUGGAGCUGUUUUUGCCAUAAAUAAGGACGGGGUGCAUGCUGGUGCUUGUCAUGGAUGGACAUUUCAAUACUCAGUGAGAAGCCCUGAAAUGGAUGAUGUGAAGGUCUUCACUGUGCAUCCCUGAAACUGCAACUGCCUGCAAAUGGAAUGACUUAGUCUUCAUGGGAUUCGGAUACACUUAUUGUUGCAAAGAAUAUUGCCUAGAGAUUUCAAUCAUCUUCUUAUACAUGAUUGUCUCGAAAUACAUGCAAUUGCUUAGUUUUGAUAUUGAUUAAUGUACGAUUACAAUAGAAUCGUUAACAUUUU
Rubroshorea leprosula is the source of this 1319-nucleotide messenger RNA. Lineage: Eukaryota; Viridiplantae; Streptophyta; Magnoliopsida; Malvales; Dipterocarpaceae. The record is from the annotation of a GenBank genome assembly.